CAGCAGUAGUGCCAGCCGUAUCCUGUAGCUACAAGCAGCUCCGCUGUGUUACUUGAGGACUGCUGGUUUUAAAGUCAUCAGAUCAUCAGCAUGAAAAUGGGUUUUAUAUAAAAUAGACUUUAGGGUGGCCUUCCCACAUGCAGGUACCCUGGCCUGAGACCAGAUGGAUCACAAUUCCACGUGCUACUAAUUCCACUGUGAUGUAUCCGGCUUUCUGGUUGUGCAGAAGAACACAAAGACUGAAGAAGUCCUGAAGAUUGAUGGAGGGCCAUGCUAUUCAAACAGCAGGCGUUGCUGAGACAGAAGCUCUUUGUUCUAGGCAGUCUUGCUGUUGGAAGCCUCCUGUAUCUAGUUGCCAGAGUUGGGAGCUUGGAUAGGCUGCCACCAAUAUGUCCAGUUGAAGGGAGAUUUGGAUCUCAUAGCCAGGAUGCAAUCACUCUCAGAGCUAUGCAGUUUAAGAGAGGACUCCUCCAUGAAUUUCGGAAAGGCAAUGCAACUAAAGAGCAAAUCCGACUUCACAAUUUGGUUCAGCAGCUACCAAAGGCCAUUAUUAUUGGGGUGAGAAAAGGAGGAACCAGAGCACUACUGGAAAUGUUGAAUUUACAUCCUGCUGUGGUCAAGGCAUCCCAAGAAAUUCAUUUUUUUGAUAAUGAUGAAAACUACGCAAAAGGCAUUGAGUGGUACAGGAAAAAAAUGCCCUUUUCCCAUCCACACCAAACCACAAUAGAGAAGAGCCCAGCAUACUUCAUUACAGAUGAAGUCCCUGAAAGGAUUUACAAAAUGAACUCUUCCAUAAAGCUGCUCAUCAUUGUUAGAGAACCAACAACCAGAGCUAUUUCUGACUACACACAGGUGCUGGAGGGAAAGGAAAGGAAAAAUAAAACCUACUAUAAAUUUGAGAAAAUGGCCAUGGAUUCUAACACCUGUGAGGUAAACACCAAGUACAAGGCCGUGAGGACCAGUAUCUACACCAAACAUUUAGAAAGAUGGUUGAAAUAUUUUCCCAUUGAACAGUUCCACAUUGUAGAUGGGGAUCGACUUAUCACUGAACCAUUGCCAGAGCUUCAAUUGGUGGAAAAGUUUCUCAACCUUCCACCUAGGAUAAGUCAAUACAACCUGUACUUUAAUUCUACAAGAGGGUUCUACUGCUUGCGAUUUAACAUUGUCUUUAACAAGUGCCUGGCAGGCAGCAAGGGACGUAUACAUCCAGAAGUCGAUCCCUCGGUCAUUACCAAAUUGCACAAAUUCUUUCAUCCUUUCAAUCAAAAGUUUUACCAGAUCACUGGAAGGACAUUUAAUUGGCCAUAGUUGCUGUUGUCUAUGCAACACCAUGUGUUGCACACUGCUUUCUGUAAUGUCUAUAACGGGACAAUUAUGCACUUUUCCUGGGAUAUCUUUCCUACUGUUAAUGUUAUUUUAUUUAUUGCAUAUAUGGAUUAUAUAUAUAGAGAUAUGUGUGACCAAAUAUAGGAAGGGAUCCAUUUUUAUUUCUUCUGAGAAGUAUCUAGAUCUGUAGAAGAAACAUUAGAAUUGUCUUUCCAACCAUCCUAUUUAACAUGGAUAUUUGAUAAUUUGAUAUUUGAUGGAAAUUAUAAUACCAACUAUCUAGUGUUUGCAUUGGUUUGAUUAUUUCUUUUAUGUUCACAGCAAAGGCAACAUUAAAAAAACAAUAUCAGGUUUCACUGAU
Molecule: messenger RNA, 1687 nt
Organism: Xenopus tropicalis (tropical clawed frog)
Lineage: Eukaryota; Metazoa; Chordata; Amphibia; Anura; Pipidae
Gene: hs3st5
Product: heparan sulfate-glucosamine 3-sulfotransferase 5
Cellular component (GO): Golgi membrane
Molecular function (GO): [heparan sulfate]-glucosamine 3-sulfotransferase activity; sulfotransferase activity
Source: RefSeq, marked provisional